AUUUACUUUAAGGAAAAAAUAAAAUAUAAAACUAAAUAAAUCAAAGAAAAGAAUAGAAAAAGCUUUCGAGAAAGCAGAGAGCUUUUACCUAAUCGUACUUUCGACCUAGCUCUCGAGACUCGUUUCAUUUCGUUUCCUUUCGUUUUAUUUCGUUUAGUUUCGUUUCGUUUCAUUUUCUAACGUUGUCAUUUCAAUGUCUUGUUACAUUUGGCCAAAUAAAUAAAUUUUAUUGUUUAAAUUUGACGAUAUUUUAUACAUGUAUAUAUAUAUAUAUAUAUAUAUAUAUCCUAAUUCAAUGGGUUUUGAUAAAUCGAAAAGUUAUUUUUAGAAACGAUAUUGGUAGAUUCAACCCCUACUUUUUCUCUCUCUCUCUCUUUCUCUUUUUCAUUCUCUUAUUAUACAUCCAACGAAAUACGCAUUAACUUGUUCUCCAUUUCAAUUUUAUUACACUUUAAAGCAAACUCUUUAAAAUAAUCAAAACUUAUUAAUAUGUUCUCUCGUGACAAUAGACAAAAUUUCUGUUAGUUAAUUCGUUAAUUUUUUAUAACGAAAUCUGUUAUUUUAUUUUUUUUUUAAUUUUAUUUUUAUAUUAAAUAAUUUGAUAAUUUUUUUUUUUUUAUAUUAACGAAUCGAACUUGGAGCAACGACUUUAACUAAUUUUUUUGUACCUUCAUCCCCUUCCUCAUUAUGUUCAUUUCGUUUUGAUAUUAAAUUAGAAACGUUUUGGACAUUACGUACAUAUAUAUGUACAUACGAUGAUAUCGAUACGUACGUAACGAUAGUAGUGAAAGCGUGUUCUCGAUGUGUUCCACUUUCGAGUCCGACGAACGCGUUGACACGCUCGAUCGAGCGUAAUUAAUUAGUCGUGGCUUCGUAGUAAACCCCCUACCCGACUAUCACCCUUUACCACCCCCCUGCCACCCUUUCAAAUCGUUUGGCUACGAAUUUGCGUUUCGUGGAUUACAAACGCUAUGUGCAAAAGUAACGAUAAUCCGGAAGAAGAUACUUGACCUCGAAAAUGAAACGCGUUAAACGACAGAGCUUUAAAUGAAACCCAAGCAAAGUUAACCAAUCAACCGAUCAACCAAUAAAAUCUCGAUUUUACUUUAAGUAAAACAAACAAGAAAACAAAUUUAAUAUCAAUGAAAGAAGACGAGAAAAAAUAUCGAAUCGAAAGGAUUAAUUCGAUCAAUCGAAACUUGUUGAUGAAAUUUUAAAUACAAACAAAAAAUUAUUAACCUUUUGAGAGUCAAAUACAUUUCAUUAAAAUGUUUUAUGGGAACAGAUCUUCUGCUUCGCCUCUUCGACGUCUUGUGUGAAAACGGAGCUGAAUAAUACAAGGACACGAGGAAGUGAAAGGAUUAAAAGGAUUAAUAAUAAUAAUAAUAAUAAUAAUAAUAAUAAUAAUAAUAAAAAUAAAAAUAAUCGUCGUCAUCGUCGUCGUCGUCGUCGUCGUCGUCGUCGUCGUCGUCGUCGUUGUCGUCGUAUUUGUAAAGAAACGAGCACUGCCGUUUGUUCUCCGACAUGGCGGACGAAAAGGAGAAGCAGACGUUCCUGCAAAAACUACUGUUCUACACUACCGCGUUCUUCAUCCUCCUCAGCACCUUCAGCCUCUUCGCCUUCCUCUUCUUGGUCCCCUUCGUCAUCGACCCAGCUUUUACAACAAUCUUCAUGCAGUUUGACACUCGGCCUGCCGAGUGUGUCACCAUCGACGUUGAGUCCAGGAGAGGUACGAGCAACUGCUCAUGGACGUCCUGUAGAGAGGGUUGCACCAAGGAGUUGUAUGAUUGCACACAAAUACGUGUUAAUUACAAACUACCGAUUAAUGGGUCAUCCAAUGAGGAUGAGGCUGGACCAGUUGAGGGAGGCAGGGCGGUAGGAGGUGUCGAGGAUGACGAAGACAACAGGAGGUUGUACAAAAAACCGCGUUAUGAGCGUGCCCUAAGGGAUUAUGAUUAUAUCGAAGAUCUCGACGAUGAUGAUUUUGCCGAGGAGGAUGAUGAGGAUGAUGAUGAUGAUACAGGACUGCCGAAACCCUUUCCUACAGGUCUCAUGGGCAACGAUUCCGAGUGGUACUUCACCGGGGCCAAGCUGUUCCCGAACGUAAAAGGCUGUGGAUACCCUCCAGUCCUGAAUUGCAGUAUUUUCUACCAGCAAUAUGCCAACAUAGGGCAUAACUUUAGCUGUUACUACUCAAAAGUGGAUCCCGGAAUAGUCAUCAGCGAACUCGACAUGUGGCAGGUGUAUAUGAACCUGGUGUACGCGAUGGCAAUUCCGAUACCAUCAUUCAUAAUAUCGGUGAUAUACCUCACCAUCGCCUACUUCAAGAUCUACAACGAAGACGAGGUUAGCCUAGUUGACGGGGAGGCAGGAGAGAUUUGUCCCGAGGGGGUAGACGGAGGCAAUGGUACACCUUUGCCAUUAACUAGCGCUGCUCUUACACCUGGAAGCGAAGCUUUUAGAGAGGAUCUAGCAAGCUUCGGUCAUCAUAUGAAGGUCGCGAUGGCUGAUGACAUCAGUAGGGAAAGUCUAGAUGGCAUACCAAAUUCGUUUUCGAUUCAGGGCAACUUGAGCAAAACGAUGACGACGAGUAUCUCAACUCCCCCUGGGCCGAUGGCAGCAGUCUGAAACGUCAUUUUCAUGGUAUGAAUAACAUCUCAUGGAAACCCCAUUAGAAAAAAGAAAAAAACCAUCAACGCAUCUUCUCCUUUUUCUUCGUAUUUGCCCAAAAUUAAAAACGUUACGUCCAGAGAAUGGAAAUAAAAAAAGAAAACACGAGAAAGAGAGAGAGAGAUCGAUGGAUUAUCAUAAAUAAAUUAUUAUAGUGUUACAUAUAUAUUCAAUUGAGACGUUUGCUAACCGUAAAGAGCCAAAAUUCUUUUACCGUUUCGAAAUAAAAAUAAAAACGCGUCGUCCUUUUUAAAAGAGUGAAUCAGAGGAUAAAUAAAAGGAUUAAUUAAUUAAUUAAUAUAAUAAAUUAUGAGAGGGAAUUUGAAAGAUCCACGGCCGUCCCUCCACACCU
This is a messenger RNA of Polistes dominula (European paper wasp), 3022 nucleotides long. RefSeq names its product temperature-induced paralytic E. Gene Ontology annotation, cellular component: plasma membrane. NCBI's taxonomy places the organism in Eukaryota, Metazoa, Arthropoda, Insecta, Hymenoptera, Vespidae. Gene Ontology annotation, biological process: regulation of sodium ion transport. Gene Ontology annotation, molecular function: sodium channel regulator activity. The record is from RefSeq and is a predicted model, not a curated record.